CUCGUUGGCCAUGGACGGGAGAUCGGGAGCCGGGAGCGCCCGGAGCUCGGGUCGGAUCUCCGCGUAGGCACCUGAGUCACCGACGCUGAGCGGGGGGAGGAGAAGUGACAGUAUCAUGUAUGCCACUGGCUCCAGGGGACACUCCCCUGCUUUCUUGCAACCUCAGAAUGGAAACAGCCACCGAGCACCCGGUUACGUCCCUGGGAAGGUUGUCCCCUUACGUCCACCCCCUCCUCCAAAGAGCCAAGCUUCAGCCAAAUUGAUGUCCAUCAGACAAGAAGCCCCAGCAACAUUUGCAUUCUCACCUGAGGAGCCCCAGACACCCCAAGAGAGCCGGAAGCAGAAGAGACACAAGAACACCUUCAUUUGCUUUGCUAUAACUAGUUUCUCAUUUUUUGUUGCACUUGCUAUCAUUUUGGGAAUAUCCUCAAAAUAUGCUCCAGAUGAGAACUGUCCAGAUCAAAACCCUCGUCUCAGGAACUGGGAUCCAGGACAAGAUUCUACAAAACAAGUUGUUAUCAAGGAGGGAGAUAUGUUUCGCCUGACCUCAGAUGCCACAGUGAAUUCUAUAAUCAUUCAGGAUGGAGGACUGCUUGUAUUUGGGGAUGAUAAAGAUGGAUCCAGAAAUAUUACUUUGAGAACUCGUUACAUCCUGAUUCAGGAUGGUGGAGCGCUUCAUAUUGGAGCAGAAAAAUGCCGGUAUAAGUCCAAAGCGACUAUUACCUUGUUCGGCAAGUCAGAUGAAGGUGAGAGUAUGCCAACAUUUGGCAAAAAAUUUAUUGGCGUGGAAGCUGGUGGGACACUGGAGUUACAUGGGACGCAGAGGACUUCGUGGACGUUGUUGGCAAGGACGCUGCAUUCUUCAGGUCUACCCUUUGGGUCCUACACCUUUGAAAAGGUCUUUUCUCGGGGCCUCAAUGUGAGGGUCAUUGACCCAGACACAGCCAAAAUUUUGGAAAAUAUGAGGUUUGAUACUCAUGAAUAUCACAAUGAGAGCAGGCGACUUCAAGAAUUUCUGAGAAUCCAAGAUCCAGGUCGGAUUGUUGCUAUUGCUGUGGGAGACUCAGCAGUGAAAAGCCUUCUACAAGGAACGAUCCAGAUGAUCGAGGACCGGCUGGGAAGUAAGCUGAUCCAAGGGCUGAGCUACAGGCAAGCUUGGGCCUUAGUUGGCGUCAUCGAUGGCGGAAGCACUUCCUGCAAUGAAUCCGUGAGAAACUAUGAGAACCAUAGCAGUGGCGGGAAGGCUCUGGCCCAAAGAGAGUUUUAUACGGUGGAUGGCCAGAAGUUCUCAGUGACUGCCUACAGUGAAUGGAUUGAAGGCAUCUCUCUGUCAGGUUUCCGGGUGGAGAUCGUGGAUGGCGUGAAGCUUCAUCUGCUGGACGACGUUAGCAGCUGGAAAGCUGGAGACCAGAUUGUGGUUGCCAGCACCGACUAUUCCAUGUACCAAGCCGAGGAGUUCACUCUUCUCCCCUGUCCCGAGUGCAGCCGUUUUCAGGUCAAAGUUAAAGAAACCCCCCAGUUCCUGCACAUGGGUGAGAUCAUAGAUGGGAUAGACAUGAGAGCUGAGGUUGGAAUUCUCACCCGGAACAUUGUGAUCCAAGGAGAGAUGGAGGACUCAUGUUACGCAGAAAAUCAGUGCCAGUUCUUUGAUUAUGAUACUUUUGGGGGACACGUCAUGAUCAUGAAAAAUUUUACUUCGGUCCAUCUUUCCUAUGUGGAGCUCAAACACAUGGGCCAGCAGCAGCUCCUGGGGCGGUACCCUGUGCAUUUCCACCUCUGUGGAGAUGUGGAUUCUAAAGGAGGGUACAGGCACCCAACGUUUGUGGACGGCCUGUCUAUUCAUCACAGCUUCUCAAGGUGCAUCACUGUGCACGGGACUAAUGGCUUGCUGAUAAAAGACACCAUUGGAUUUGACACACUAGGUCAUUGCUUCUUUUUGGAAGAUGGUAUUGAACAGAGAAACACUUUGUUCCACAAUCUGGGACUCCUUACCAAACCGGGCACUCUCCUCCCCACGGAUCGGAACAAUUCCAUGUGCACCACCAUGCGAGACAAAGUGUUUGGAAACUAUGUCCCUGUGCCUGCCACUGACUGCAUGGCUGUUUCAACUUUCUGGAUUGCGCAUCCCAACAACCACCUGAUCAGCAGUGCAGCUGCAGGCUCUCAGGAUGCAGGAAUAUGGUAUUUAUUUCACAAGGAGCCAACUGGGGAGUCCAGUGGUCUUCAGCUUUCAGAGAAACCAGAACUCACUCCACUAGGGAUAUUUUAUAACAACAGGGUCCAUUCAAGCUUCAAGGCUGGCUUAUUUAUUGACAAAGGCGUCAAAACAACCAACUCCAGUGCUGCUGACCCAAGGGAAUACCUGUGUCUGGAUAACAGUGCGAGGUUUCGGCCUCAUAAGGAUUCAGACCCUGAAAAGCCACGUAUUGCUGCUGUAAUUGACAGGCUCAUUGCUUUUAAAAAUAAUGAUCAUGGAGCCUGGAUCAGAGGGGGAGACAUUAUCGUUCAGAAUUCAGCAUUUGCAGAUAAUGGAAUAGGACUGACCUUUGCCAGUGAUGGAAGCUUCCCAAGUGAUGAAGGUUCUAGCCAGGAGGUGUCUGAGUCUCUCUUUGUGGGUGAGAGCAGGAAUUACGGCUUCCAUGGUGGGCAGAACAAGUACAUGGGCACUGGAGGAAUCGACCAGAAACCUCGGACAUUACCCAGAAACAGGACAUUCCCAAUUAGAGGCUUUCAGAUUUAUGAUGGGCCCAUUCAUCUCACAAGGAGCACUUUCAAAAAAUACGUGCCAACCCCAGAUAGGUACAGCAGUGCGAUCGGCUUCCUUAUGAAGAAUUCCUGGCAGAUAACACCCAGGAAUAACAUUUCCCUUGUGAAGUUUGGUCCACAAGUCUCUCUGAAUGUCUUCUUUGGAAAGCCUGGCCCUUGGUUUGAAGAUUGUGAGAUGGAUGGGGAUAAGAACUCCAUAUUCCAUGACAUUGAUGGCUCUGUGACAGGAUAUAAAGACGUUUAUGUUGGAAGGAUGGACAAUUACCUGAUCCGCCACCCGAGCUGUGUCAACGUCACUAAGUGGAAUGCAGUGAUCUGUAGUGGGAACUAUGCCCAGGUCUAUGUGCAGACAUGGAGCACCCCAAAUCUUAGUAUGACCAUCACACGAGAUGAGUACCCAUCCCACCCCAUGGUGCUGCGUGGCAUCAACCCAAAGGCUACCUUCCCACAGUACCAGCCCGUCAUCAUGCUGGAGAAGGGGUACACCAUUCACUGGAACGGACCAGCGCCACGCACUACAUUUCUGUACCUCAUAAACUUCAACAAGAAUGACUGGAUUCGCGUUGGCCUCUGCUAUCCGUCAAACACAAGCUUUCAGGUGUCCUUCGGCUUUUUGCAGCGGCAGAACGGCUCCUUAUCCAAAGCUGCAGACUAUGAGCCCGUGGACUCCAUGGAGGAGCUGCAGAGGAAGCCAUCAGAGAGGAGAUUCUAUUUUGACUCUAGCACAGGGUUACUGUUUUUAUAUCUCAAAGCCCAGAGCCACAGGGAUGGCCACAGUUACUGUUCAUCUCAGGGAUGCGAAAGAGUCAGGAUUCAGGCCACCACAGACUCCAAAGACACCAGUAACUGCAUGGCCAAAGCCUACCCACAGUACUACAGAAAGCCCUCUGCGGCCAAGCGCAUGCCGGCCAUGCUCACGGGACUCUGUCAAGGCUGCGGCACCCGUCAGGUGGUGUUCAGUAGUGACCCUCACAAGAACUACCUCCCUGUGCACUUCCGGUCACCUGGUAAAGCAGAAACUCAGCGUGGAGAACCUUCUGUUAUUUCUGUCAACGGGACCAACUUUACCUUCCAAAGUGCAGGCGCCCUUCUUCUCAUUUUGGAUGCGUGCAGUGUUCCCUUCCGGUUGACAGAAAAACGGGUUUUCCCUCUCGCCGAUAUCAGUCGCAUGGAAGAGUACUUAAAAGCCAGCGUCCCUCCAAGGUCAAUUGUUCUGUUGAGCACAAGGGGAGAAAUCAAACAAUUCAAUAUUUCAGAUUCAUUAAUAUCUCUGGGAUUGGCCAAACCAGCUCACCUAUAUAACAAAGGGAGUACCAUAUUUUUGGGAUUCAGCGGAAACUUUAAACCAUCGUGGACUCAGCUGUUUACCAGCCCUGCUGAGCAGGGCCUCGGAGUGCUGGAACAGUUCGUACCUUUGCAGCUGGAAGACUAUGGCUGUCCCAGGGCUGGCAGUGUCUACAGAAGAGACCUCGAACUGUUAAAGCAGGCUUCAAAAGCGCUUUAGAGACUUCCUGUAACCUAAGUGCUGGGGAAAAAAAAAAUGUGAACUAACUUAUUUAAUUUAUGACAUUUGAAGAUGACACUGUUAACCCAAUGGAACAACUUUCCUGUUUGAUACAAAGAGGGCAGAAAAGAAAGAAUUCAGAGAGAUUGCUUUGAGUACCUUCUCUACAGAAUGUUUAAAAAAAACUGCGUCUUUGUAAAGCUAAUGCAUUCAGAAAACAGUACUCUGGUUCCCAGUCUUGCACCCUGAGAAUCGGCAAUGCUUGUCAUUGGUGCUCUGCUCGUUGCAUAGUGGGGUGCAGUAGGGUGGGGGCUUCCAAAAAUCCACUUGAGCUGUUAAGAGAACCACAUGCUGUAGCACCUCCGAUACUUGAAUUCUGACACUCAGUCGUGUCAAGUGGCACAAGUGACAGGCGACCGGGGAGUUCAGCGAAGCCUGAGGCCCAUUUCUGGACAGUGUUUGAGGGUUUUAUGUGAUGCUGAGUGACAGUUUUAAGUAGCAACUCAGGCCCAGCUCAGGCCCCUUUUUUGCCUAGACAUGUGCUAUUUUUACUCAUUUGUAUAUUGAUGAUUUUUGAGGGUUCACCUUUCAAAAAGGAAGUAUAUUGGAAAAGGGGGCUUUUAAAAUUUUCUUUAAUUUGUCAAUCUUUGGGCAAAACAAACAAACAAAAAAUCCUACACUCUGCUCUGAAGUUUGUGGGACCAUUUUUGCAGCUUUAAUCCUUGGUCUGUCUUAACUGUAUAUUUGUAUUUAAAAUGAAGAGAUAUCUGAAUAUUUACUUAAAAUUGUUUUUUUUUUUUUUUUUUUUUAGGAAACAGGUGAUUUUUCUGAACUGUAAACUUGUGUCAUUUUAACUUGCACAAAGGAAGUCUGUUCUUGGUAUUGCUCUUGUAUGUGUCCUUGGUAUUACUCUUGUAUGUGGGUUUCUUAGUUUUGGUGUGUGAAAUUUCAUUUUAAGAAAAGAUUCCCUGCUUACCAUUUUAACAGAGGAAAUAAUCUUAGAGAGUUUAACGACACGCCAGAUGAUUGUGCACAAGAAGGGAAAGGAGAGCCUCUUAGGUCCAGAAUUAGGGAGAGGGGUGAGACAUGAGCCUCAUUAGAUAGCCUGAAAGUUGUACAGAUACGCAGGUAGGCACCAUAUGCGAUGCCCAGUUCCCUUGCCACUGGGGUGACACGCCUGUGGUGAGGACUGAUGUGGCAAAGGAGAUUGCCCCUACGGCCUGGGCUGGUGCUACACCGAAAGGAGAGACACGUUGCGACGCCAUUUGUUUUCAUAACCCCACAAAGCACAAACCUGGGAGCAGGAACGACCAAGUGUGUGCAGGCUGACGCUUGCCAUGAGUACGAAUUCAGUUUCCUCUGUGAAGGGCUCAGGCCAACCAAUGCCUGUGUGUCUGUGUCCAGGAGGAAGGCUAGAGCCGCUGUGUGACUUCUGUUACUUUACACAAUAUGCUACCUCAAAGUGCCAGGACAAACCAUCCCAACUAAUUGCUCACACUGAGGACACAUGUCUUAAUCACACUUGGUUAUUAUUUUUUGGGUGUGUGUGUGUGUGUGUUUUGUAUAGUGAUUAAAGAAAUCUUACCUAUUAAAUAUGUUAUUGGAUCAUGGUUCCUGAUGGUGAUUAAAGUGAAGUGUGUGGGUUCUGUCUGUGUGUUAUGAAUUAAAUAUCUCUGAUGUGUUUUUAGAGUUCUUUAUUUGGAGAGGAUGUGUAAGUUCCAAGGCACUCAGUUUUUUUUGUUUUUUGUUUUUUGAUUUAUAUACUACAAGGGCUUAAGUUAAAUAAAUAAAAAUGUGUGCAUGUA
Molecule: messenger RNA, 6075 nt
Organism: Jaculus jaculus (lesser Egyptian jerboa)
Lineage: Eukaryota; Metazoa; Chordata; Mammalia; Rodentia; Dipodidae
Gene: Cemip2
Product: cell migration inducing hyaluronidase 2
Exons: 24
Coding region: 116-4270 (1384 amino acids)
Source: RefSeq, a predicted model, not a curated record